CAUACUAGUUAUCGUUUUCAUUCUCAACUGGUGCACAAGAUUAUCAUGUGAAUGCCCAUUUCCAACAAGACAUGGAUUCUGCUAUCUCAAAAGAACGUCUCGUGGACGAAGACUUCCAAAGUGACCAGUUAGACGAGGAAACAGAGCCCACGACUGCAGUUAACGCCGGAACUAGUUUUGUCCAUAGAGGAAGCAUUGGCGUUUCUAUAUCUUCCUCGUUGAUCGGCUCCGCUUCAAUUCGCGGUGAAACUCAAAGCAAAAAUUCGCUGGAUUCCGGCAAACGCCGCUUAGUCAACAAGUCAGGCGAGCUGAAAGUUCUUGCAAAGAAUGUUCCUCGUAAAACAAGACUUUAUCUUGCAGAUAUAUUCACGACUAUGAUCGAUUUGCGUUGGAAAUGGGUCCUACUCAUAUUCGUUGCCAGCUACAUUAUUUCAUGGGUUGUUUUUGGUUUCAGUUGGUGGCUGAUAGCGUAUGUGAGAGGCUCAACAGUCUGUGUUUGGAAGGUUAGCAGCUUCACAGCUGCUUAUCUUUUCUCCGUCGAGACCCAAGAAACAAUUGGUUAUGGGCAGAAAGCUAUCACCACAAAAUGCCCCGAGGCAGUCAUACUGUUGCAACUUCAGAGCCUUGUGGGAUUAAUUAUCGAUGCUUUCAUGCUAGGGUUGACAUUUGCCAAGCUUUCGAGACCGCGAGAGCGAGGGAAGACUGUUAUGUUCUCGGAGUAUGCUGUUAUAGCCCCGAGAGAUGGCAAAAUGUGUCUGAUGCUUCGAAUUGGAGACGUGAGAAAGAGUCAAAUCGUUGACGCAUCUGUACGAAUGCAGCUAUUCAGAACUCAUACUACUGCAGAAGGAAAGGAAAUCCCGUUUUACCAAGAGAAUCUUAAAGUGUGCUACGACUGGCGUGACCCUGACAACGACUUCAGGAAUAAACUGUUCUUAAUCUUGCCUUUAGUAGUCAUUCACAUCAUUGACCAGAACAGUCCCUUUUAUGAAUUCACACCUCAAAUGCUCCAGCGGUCAGACUUCGAAAUAGUGGUAGUGUUGGAUGGGGUGGUUGAAGCGACCGGACUGAACACGCAGCCCAAGUCCUCUUACCUCAGCAGUGAGAUCUUGUGGGGCUAUGACUUCUGUAACACUCUGGAGAAGUCUCAAUUCAGCGCGAAAGGCUUUUACCAUGCCGAUUUUUCUAGGUUGAAUGACGUACAUGUGGUUGAAACGCCAAGGUGUUCACCGAGAGAGUAUUACAGGCAGAAACAACCAGAAGACGCCUAGAAAUGUGUAUCUUUUCAUUCCGUAAAGUGUUUCCUCUUCCCCGGAGUAGGAAGAAUCAGUGCCACAGCGUUCAAAGUCGGGUUGCGUUAUUGGACCAAUUUUGUCUCUGUUCGCGCCAAUUUCCCGCGCCAAAUUUCAGAGGAAAACAUAAGGAACGAAAGACUGCUGUCACGCAAUAUAUGUGAAUAAAAUUGAAUCACUCAGAGAAAUCUGCAAAAAGACACAAAAGUAGGGAAAAAGAAAUCUGGAGAGAUGUCGAAUGUAAAGUUUGUUUUAAUUAAGGGUAUUCUGUUUUUUUACCAUUUUGUGAAAGAUUUCUGUAUCACCCUAUACUAUUCAAAAACAAAGCAAUAGUCUCCUAGAUCUGUGCAACCAAGAAAGUUUGCAAGUAAGACAGCACGUUUGGUGUAAUGAUUGUUACAAAGUAGCAAAUGGGGAAAGUUGUUUUCUGCCUUAAAGUUGACAUUUUUGUUAUCCUUGCACGCAAUUUUGGUACAGGUGAUGUGGAAGGGUCGGCAACAGCGUUUUCUUGUCAUCGCAAAACGAUCCGACGAGACAUUCAGUACGUCUACAACUGUUUAAACUAUUCUUUAAUUUAUUUUCUUAUCUUGUGAUAAAAAGGAUUGCCCCUACAAAAAAUGUAUUCUAUCGCUGUAAAAUAACACCAGUUAAAAUGAAACUUGGGUUCAAUUCUUUUCAUGUCCUUUACAGAUCAUUUUGAUUUUUCCAUGCUUUUCUCAUAGGUUGUUUAUUUUCGCCCAAGUAUACAUGAUAAUUGAAAGUGCCAGCCACAGAUUGAGGUGCUUAAAAGACAGAAAGAGAUAGAUGAUAGAUAGAUAGUUUAAUCAUCAAUACUUUGCAGCCCGAGGGCUGAAUUACGUAUUGAUAAAACUAACGUAUAUGUGCACGAUCCUUCGCAGUAAAGCACUAUU
This is a messenger RNA of Stylophora pistillata, 2200 nucleotides long. Its product is annotated as G protein-activated inward rectifier potassium channel 3. The record is from RefSeq and is a predicted model, not a curated record. Lineage: Eukaryota; Metazoa; Cnidaria; Anthozoa; Scleractinia; Pocilloporidae. Gene Ontology annotation, molecular function: inward rectifier potassium channel activity. Gene Ontology annotation, cellular component: plasma membrane. Gene Ontology annotation, biological process: potassium ion import across plasma membrane; regulation of monoatomic ion transmembrane transport.